This is a messenger RNA of Xyrauchen texanus (razorback sucker), 2296 nucleotides long. RefSeq names its product natriuretic peptides A-like. Gene Ontology annotation, molecular function: hormone receptor binding; hormone activity. Gene Ontology annotation, cellular component: nucleus; cytoplasm; extracellular region. The record is from RefSeq and is a predicted model, not a curated record. Gene Ontology annotation, biological process: cGMP biosynthetic process; negative regulation of systemic arterial blood pressure; receptor guanylyl cyclase signaling pathway. Lineage: Eukaryota; Metazoa; Chordata; Actinopteri; Cypriniformes; Catostomidae. The coding region runs from base 86 to 505 and encodes 139 amino acids. The transcript is spliced from 2 exons.
UUGACAGUCAACUGUCCCAUAUAAGAGCAAGUCAGGCAGACCGCCAGUUCAGAAGGUAAGAACCAGCAUCCAGAGGAACACAGAGAUGAUCAGAGGACUAAUCCUUACAGGACUACUGGUCCUGCUUUGGCAACAGAUGGAUGUACAAGCGCACGUUUUGAGUAGACAUGGUUCAUCCAGCAACAUUGCCAAACUUAAGAGUUUGUUGCAGCAGUUUGAGGAGGCCCUGGCCGCAGAUGAGACUCCUGAGAAAUCUGUUGAUUAUGACGACAGCAACUCUGCGCUGGAUCAGAGCCCCGUUUCCACAUCCUGGGACAGAGACCGAGAGGAAGAGGCCCCUCCAGCAGAGGACACCAAACCUGCAGAUGGAUUUGAGACACAAAGAAAUCGUCUCAUUGAUCUUCUCAUGUCCACCCGGAGUAAAAGUCUCUCUGGCUGUUUUGGGGGAAGACUGGAUCGCAUAGGGUCUUCCAGCACCCUCGGGUGCAACUCUAAAAAAGGUUAGAAUCAAAGAGUGAAUAUAGUGACAUCAACAAUAUAAUAUACACUGAUAAGCCACAACAUUGAAGCAACUGCCUAAUAUUAUGUAGGUCUGCCUCGUGCCACCAAAACAGCGGCAACCCACAUCUCACCAUAGCAUUCUGAGAUGAUAUACUCCUCAAUACAAUUGUACGGAGCGGUUAUCUGAGUUACUGUAGGCUUUGUCAGUCUGGCCAUUCUCUGUUGACCUCUAUCACCAACAAGAUGUUUUUUUGUUUUUGGCACCAUUCAGAGUAAAUUCUAGAGACUGUUGUGUGUGAAAAUCCCAGGAGAUCAUCAGUUACAGAAAUACUCAAACCAGCCCAUCUGGCACCAACAAUCAUCCAUGCGUUUAUCUAAUCAUCCAAUCAUGUGGCAACAGUGCAGUGCAUAAAAUCAUUCAGAUAUGGGUCAGGAGCUUCAGUUAAUGUUCACAUCAACCAUCAGAAUGGGUAAAAAAAAUGGAUCUCAAUGAUUUGGAGCAUGGCAUGAUUGUUGGUGCCAGACUGGUUUGAGUAUUUCUAUUACUGCUGAUCUCCUGGGAUUUUCAAGCACAACAGUCCCUAGACUUUUCUCUGAAUGGUGACGACAACAAAAAUCAUCCAUUGAUUGGCAGUUCUGUGGACAGAAAUAUCUUGUUGAUGAGAGAGGUCAACAGAGAAUGGCCAGACUUGUUUGAACUGACAAAGUCAGGUAACUCAGAUAAUCUCUCUGUACAACUGUGGUGCGAAGAAUAUCAUCUCAGAUUGCUAUUCUAUAUUGGUUGAUGCUGUUUUGGCGGCACGAAAGGGGACCUUCACAAUAUUAGGUAGGUGGUUUUAAUGUUGUGGCUGAUCGGUGUCUAUUUAUCAUAUCUACAUUAUUUAGCAAAGGAAAUGUAGUGGCACGUUACAAAAAGGACUGUAUUUAAAUCUUGAGAAUGUGCAGGUUUUUUUUUUUUUUACAAAUGUAACACAUGGAAAUUACACAAGACUCAUCAAUAUAUUGCAAUUUGUGACAUGCUUUAUAUUAAACUGGUGGCUUUCUUUUAGAUUGGAUUGUUGAUGUAUUUAUAUUGCAAUAAUAGUUAUAAUUUGAAUGCUUAUGAAGUUAUUAAUAUACAUGUGUAGUUGACAUGAGAUACCGUUGGGAAAAAUGUACAUGACCUGCAGUGUGACAUACUACUUCAUCUAAAACUGUUUUAAAGCAUAUUGCUGAUUCUCAUAUUUAUUUUAUGUCCUCAUGUUAAUUGAGAAACUAUAUUAAAUAUUUGUAUUUUUAGAAAUGUAUUUGUCAAACCACUGGACCAUUUAAAAUGAACUAGUGAAUGUUAAUAUGUGAUUAAAUGAAUGAUGAACAACUUUAAAAAAUGUUGACCAGUUACAGUAUUUAAAACAUACACUUUCCUUUGUACAUUUAUCUAAAUUUUAUGUAAAAUCCUGAUGUUUAUAACAAAAGUUUGUGUGCAUAUAAUGCAUCAACUAUCCAUAUAUGACAUAUGAUGUGUACUCUUGAUGUUUUAUUUAUUCUGAAUCUGAAUUUACAAGCUUUUGUGAGAUAAUUAUACUCACGUCUGGUGUGUAGCUUGUUCUUUAAAUGAGACUUAAGCAAUUUGUAAACGAUUGUGUUAUUCUGUUUUGAAACUGUAGACAACUAAAGUCUAUUUUUGAAGUAUAUAUGCCAAUAAUUUAAUAUUAUGUUUAAAUAUUUGUUGCAAAUACAGUAAAAUUAGAUGCCAGAAUAUUGAAGACCUUUUAAUCAGAACUGAAAAAUGUAAAGUUAAUAAAAUCUUGCUUUC